Diachasmimorpha longicaudata is the source of this 593-nucleotide messenger RNA. RefSeq names its product COX assembly mitochondrial protein homolog. The record is from RefSeq and is a predicted model, not a curated record. Bases 32 to 451 code for a protein of 139 amino acids. Lineage: Eukaryota; Metazoa; Arthropoda; Insecta; Hymenoptera; Braconidae. The transcript is spliced from 3 exons.
GAGAACGGUGUGUGUCAACUUAGGAAUCACAAUGGCGGAGGCAGAAGAAAAAAACGACACUGCAAGCCAUCAAAAGGGAAAACCUGUCAAGGGGGUUUUGUCUCCGAAAUUCAGUGCUGGACCUCAUGGACUAGGUGAUCCAGACGAUAAGAGUCUUCGGAAGUUAGAGAAGCAGGUGGUGAUUCCCCAGAAAGUACGUGAUAAAGCAAGAACUGAGAAAUGCGUGGAGGAAGUCAAAGCUCUGACUGAAUGUGGCAAAGCGGCUGGCCUUCUAAUUUGGCUUGACUGCAGAGACGCCAACCAACGCUUAUGGGAUUGUGCUGCGAAAUGGUUCUUCGAUAAAGAUUUCGUGAAUCAAGUUACGGAAGAGUACCUCCAGGAGAGAAGUGAGUACAGAAGGACUGGUGUGGGUGCUAAGUAUCAACAGCGAAAGCACACAACAAGCUUUUAAUUUUAUUGUGAAUAAUCAUAACGCUUCAGAGGUAAUUAAAGCAACAGUUGAAAUGUUAGAAUUUAUUUAAUUUAUGUACAGAUCUAUCUCUCGCAAUUAGAGAUACAAAAUACAAUAAAAUUACUUUGGAAAUGUUUAUAAA